Molecule: messenger RNA, 2749 nt
Organism: Cynocephalus volans (Philippine flying lemur)
Lineage: Eukaryota; Metazoa; Chordata; Mammalia; Dermoptera; Cynocephalidae
Product: catechol O-methyltransferase-like
Exons: 5
Coding region: 285-1097 (270 amino acids)
Biological process (GO): dopamine metabolic process; developmental process; catecholamine catabolic process
Cellular component (GO): axon; membrane; dendrite
Molecular function (GO): catechol O-methyltransferase activity; magnesium ion binding
Source: RefSeq, a predicted model, not a curated record
CGCGCACGGACACCCCCACGUGGACAGCCCCGCAAGGACACUGCUGUCCCUGCAGACACCCCGCGGGGACCCCGCCGCCCCCGGCCCCCCUACCUGCCGCGCCCCGCACCCCGCCCGCCAAGGCCCGCGUCUGCCACCGGAAGCAGCCGGCGGGCCCCCGCAGCGCCGCCGCCAUCGCCGCCAUCGUCACGGGGCCUCUCGCCGGCGGCCGGGGCUGUCCGCCGCGCUGCCUGCGCCGGUGCGGGGCGCGGCCACCAGGCACAGGGCGCGCGGCCUCCGGUGGGAUGCUGGAGGCCGGAGCUCUGCUGUUGGCAGCUGUCUCGUUGGGCCUGGUGCUGCUGGCGCUGCUGCUUGUGCACAGAAGCUGGUUCUGGGGCCUCCUUCUCAUCGCCUGCUGCGAGUACAUUGUGCAGCCCAUCCACGACCUGCUCAUGGGCGACAGCAAGGAGCAGCGCAUCUUGCGCCACAUGCUAGAGCAUGCCAAGGCGGGGGAUCCACAGAGUGUGCUGGAGGUCAUUGACACCUACUGCUCGCAGAAGGAGUGGGCCAUGAAUGUGGGUGACAAGAAAGGCCAGAUCAUGGAUGCCGUGGUGCGGGAGUACCAGCCCUCGGUGCUGCUGGAGCUGGGGGCCUACUGCGGCUACUCGGCCGUGCGCAUGGGCCGCCUGCUGGGGCCCGGUGCCCGGCUGCUCACCAUCGAGCUCAACCCUGACUUCGCUGCCAUCACCCAGCGCGUGCUGGACUUCGCGGGCCUGCAGGACAGGGUAACAGUUCUGGUCGGGGCGUCCCAGGACAUCAUUCCCCAGCUGAAGAAGAAGUAUGACGUGGACACACUGGACAUGGUCUUCCUCGACCACUGGAAGGACCGCUACCUGCCGGACACGAUCCUCCUGGAGGAACAUGGCCUGUUGCGGAAGGGGACCGUGUUGCUGGCCGACAACGUCAUCUGCCCGGGAACACCAGACUUCCUGGCACACGUGCGUGGGAGCAGCCGCUUUGAGUGCACACACUACCCCGCGUUCCUGGAGUACACGAAGGUUGUGGACGGCCUGGAGAAGGCCGUCUACAUGGGCCUGGGCAGCCCGGCGCAGCCUUGAUGGCCCGCCCUGCUCUGUGCUCCCUCAGCAGCCUGGUUCUGAAGGGCACGAUGGACGUGCUCCCACUAACCCUACUUCUGCGGUCCUGGGGUCUGUCCUCAAAUGCAAAGCAUGCUGCAGGCCUGAGCCCUCCCCACGUUGACCUCUUGGUGCUGCAGCUCCACGCUGUCUUUUUUUUAACAACAAAUACCAGGCUCUUUACUAAAAUCAGCUAGCUGUAAUAAUCUUAUAUUCUAAUUUCAUAUUUUAAAAAGAGAAAUCCAUGGGCUGGCCCGUGGCUCACUUGAGAGAGUGCGGUGCUGAUAACACCAAGGCCACGGGUUUGGAUCCCUAUAUAGGGAUGGCCAGUUAGCUCACUUGGGAGAGCGUGGUGCUGAUAACACCAAGUCAAGGGUUACGAUCCCCUUACCGGUCAUCUUUUUUCUUUUUUUGUUUUUUGGGUUUUUUUUGUGUGACCAGUAAGGGGAUCGUAACCCUUGACUUGGUGUCGUCCGCACCGCGCUCAGCCAGUGAGCGCACCGGCCAUCCCUAUAUAGGAUCCAAACCUGUGGCCUCGGCGCUCCCAGCGCCGCUGCGCUCCCAGUGCUGCACUCUCCUGAGUGAGCCACAAGUUCGGCCCUGUUCAUCUUUUUUAAAAAAAUAAAAAGAAAUCCAGGAUCUAGAUAUUUAGAUACGAGAGGUCAGCUUAGCACCACCCUUCUUACCCUCCACGUGGCCCCCGUACCCUGCCAUGCUCCACUCUGGCACGAAACACACUGAGCUCCCCGUGACAGAUGAUAAUGCCAGAUGCUCGGCCCAGGACUGGCUGAGUUCUGGGUAUCACACCUGGCCCAGCAGUGGAGAGGGAGCCAGCCCUACUUAACACUGCUCCUUCUCUGGCCAGGCCAGGGGCACCUCUUAGCACCACAUGCAUGUCUGCCUGCCUGGGAAACCAGCACAGUGCAAUCGACCAGACUUACACCCAUCUCUGACUGGGCAGGCACUGGGGACAGGUGGACACAGGACCAAACAGCAGUGUCUGGCCCUCUGGGCCCACAUGUGACACUGAGCGGAAGCAUCUCCUUCCCCAAUCCUACCCGGCCUUGCCUAUGGAAGAGGAAGCAGGCUCAGACUGCCACAGCAUUUGUGCAGGUUGCCACCUACAAGUGACAAAGCAGAGUUGGUUUGUGUCUACCUAAUCCAGGGCUGUCCCCAACCCCCGCUCUGGCCCUCCAGCCCCAACUCUCCCAAGGGGUCAGACUGCUAGCCACCUCAGAGGCUCCCAAAGGCCCCAGUACGGGCUGAGUUCCUAGACCGGGGACAAAGAUCAACCCUGUCCUGGCUGAGCCCACCAGUGCCUAAACCAGCCACUGGCCAGACUCUACUCCAGGGCUUUUGGCCCAACUAAGCAGCCAGAAGCCAGUUUGUUCCUCUGGACACAUGGAGAGAUAAGCAAAAGGCCCUAGGGGCCAGGAGCAGAUCCCUACCCACCACUGAGCACAGCAGGUGGAUGCCCACCCGCCCCUUCCCCACCCAGACAGAUCCAGGCCUCUGUUCUUAGCACCCAGGAAAGAGAAGACAGAAGUUCCUUUGCUGUUUUUUUUUAAUUUUUAGAUUUUCUUACAAAAAUUUAGAUGUUUACCAAUACAGUCUUAUUUUGGUUUUGUUUUUAA